AUGUCAGUCUGUGAGGAUAUGCUUCUUUGCAAUUACCGCAAAUGCCGAGUCAAACUUUCAGGCUACGCAUGGGUCACAGCCUGCUCACAUAUUUUCUGUGACCAACAUGGCAGUGGGGAAUUUAGCCGCUCGCCUGCAGUCUGCCCUGCUUGCACCAGUGCUCUUUCUGGUAAACUGGAUAUUGUUCGAACAGAACUCAGUCCUUCUGAGGAAUACAAAGCCAUGGUCCUAUCUGGACUGCGACCAGAGAUUAUUCUGGACAUCAGUUCCAGGGCUCUGGCUUUCUGGACAUACCAGGUAAACACCAAUGGAAUUUUAAGGUUUUGAAAAUUUAGCUGUACUCUAUCUUUUCACUAUCAAGAGGAGAUGCAGAUUGGGGUGGAUUUGUAACAGAAAAACCAGACAUAAAAUAGUUAAGAAACUACCUUUGGCUAAUUAAACAAUUUAUGGCCUUUUAAACUCUGUGUGUUGGGGGUUAUUUCUUUUCUUUUCUUUUCUUUUCUUUUCUUUUCUUUUCUUUUCUUUUCUUUUCUUGUUUUGCUUUGUUUUGUUACUAUGUUAUGCAUGUUUGUGUUGUGUAAACCACCCUGUGAUCCUUAGAUGAAGGGAGGUAUAGACAUUAAAUUUACUACUGCUACAGUCAAACCUUGGUCCCUGAACGCCUCCGUUUUGGAAUGUUUUGGCUCCGAACACCUAAAACUCAGAAGUAACUGCUCCGGUUUUUGGAAGCCGAAUGUGUUACGUGACUUCCAUUUUGAGUUUUCUUAUUUUAUUGAGGCUUCCGCUUCAGUUUUCAGUUGUAUAACAUUUCAGAAGCUGAACUUUCUUCCAAAAUGGAUUACGUUUGACAACUGAGAUUUGACUGUACUACUACUCCAGCCUCCAAUCUGCUCAACUUCUGCUAGAGAUUUCAGCUGAAAGAGAAAGGAAGAAAAAUAAUGAGGAAGAAUAAAAGAAUCAAGGGAGGGGGGAAUACAUCGAGCACAUAUUGCUCAGCCCUGACAUCACAGUGGCUCUUAUGCUCCUGCUUACUCUGUCUUCUAUCCUUGCAGGUUCAUCAGGAGCGCUUAUACCAAGAAUAUACCUACAGCAAGGCAGAGGGUCACCUGAAGCAGAUGGAGAAAGUCUACACCCAGCAACUCCAGAGCAAAGAUGUGGAGCUGACUUCCAUGAAGAGUGAGGUCUCCUCCCUAAAGAAAGUACUGGAAGAAUACAAAAAGAAAUUCACUGAGCUCUCAGAGAAACUCAUGGAGCGCAAUCGGCAGUACCAGAAACUGCAGGGCCUCUAUGACAGCCUACGCUUGCGCAACAUUGCUGUGGCCAACCAGGAGGCAGGCCAAGAGCCUCCUAUGAUGUCCCAGCCUGUAUUUGGUUUCUCUUUGGGUAAGGACAGGGGCCUUUCAGUUGGGUAGUUAAACUUGUACUAGCAUUUAACUUUUUCCCCACAAAGAGCAAUAUGAGAGAAACAUAGGCAUGAUGGGGAAAUCCUAUGUAUAUUAGAAAAGUAUAGUUUUGCCCCCAGACACAUGGAGCCGCUUAGAGUGGCUGGGGCAACCCAGUCAGAUGGGCAGCAUAUAAAUAAUAAAUUAUGAUGACAAUGGUGAUGAUGUUACCAACUCAUUUCUUCUGUCUCUCCUAGCAAAGCAAAUGGAACUUUGCCCAAUUUUUGUGGUUAAUUCUCUUGAGUGCCACACCUCACUGAAUAUGCCCUAAUCAUUUCCUUAUCUACACUAUACAUUUAAAGCAGGAUCUUGCCACUUUAAACUGCCAUAGCCUCCUGCCUCAAUUUCUGGGAAUGGUAGUUUGUAAGGAGUCAAAAGGAGAUUCCUAAAUUUUCCUCACAGAGCUACAAUUCCCAGAGAGGCUUAACAAUCAAUCCAUCAGUCUACUCUACUCUACUCUAGUAAAACUGUAGGCAUAUAUUGAGUAUUCUCUGUGUUAACAUACUACUGUGGCUAAUAUUGGCUUACUUAUAGAUUAAAUCCCCCUAAUACAAUAUCUCUUGUUCACAUGUUCUAGGUAAUGCUGCCAGGUUCUCUGAGAAUGCAACACCUAUCCAGGGCUGGCGUGGUGAUGGGGACUUCCAUUUCAAACCCUUCUUUGCUGCCUCUCCACCACUGGGCCAGUCUGGCAACAGCUUCUUUACCUCUCCUGGCAAUGGUUUGGAACAGCAAGCAGGAGGCAACAAGGCAUAUAAAAUUAAGAGAAUAUAA
This is a messenger RNA of Podarcis lilfordi (Lilford's wall lizard), 2213 nucleotides long. The record is from the annotation of a GenBank genome assembly. Lineage: Eukaryota; Metazoa; Chordata; Lepidosauria; Squamata; Lacertidae.